Molecule: messenger RNA, 3118 nt
Organism: Populus nigra (black poplar)
Lineage: Eukaryota; Viridiplantae; Streptophyta; Magnoliopsida; Malpighiales; Salicaceae
Product: protein MICRORCHIDIA 7-like
Exons: 20
Coding region: 176-2695 (839 amino acids)
Cellular component (GO): nucleus
Molecular function (GO): ATP hydrolysis activity
Source: RefSeq, a predicted model, not a curated record
AGAGGAAAACGAUACGGCUGGCUGUUUAUUUCUCUCCAACGCUUCACAUUCUGCCGUAGGAAAGAAACACUCCUUUCUGCUUUUUUUUUUAAAAAAAUCUCAUGCAAAAGUGAAGCAUAGCGAAAAGCCACUGCGAAAAGAUUUUAUUGAAGUUCUCUGUUUAAUUUUAAUCAUCAUGGAUGGUAUUGGUAAUGUAAAGCAAGAGAUUCUUGAACCUUCACCUAAUCGACAAAACGCCACCGUUUCGGGCGUUCCAGACGCCGUCAUCGAACUCAGUAGCAGCAGUGAAAGCAGUAGCGGUAGUGACAGUGAGUCGGAAACCGAGUUAGAUGGAAACAGCGUUGUCUCUAAGAGACAGUGGGACUCUAAUGGUGGUGAUGGAGGUUCUGAGAUGAAGAAGAAGAAGAAGAAGAGGAGAAGGAAUUUGGAUGAUUUAGGUGUUGUGUUGCCGUUGGGGUUUCUCGCUCCACUUCCGCAACCGCCGUCUUCAGAGCCGCCCACUGAAGCGGAGAUGGCUGUGGUGGAGUCGACGGAGAGUACGAUGAUGAAUUUGAUUGGUCAAAGCAGCAAGCAAUUCUGGAAAGCGGGUGAUUAUGAGGGUGCUCCUCAUGCUAAUUGGGAUUUAUCUUCUGGUGGAAUGGAUCGUGUUAGGGUUCAUCCAAAAUUUUUGCAUUCUAAUGCAACUAGUCAUAAAUGGGCACUUGGAGCAUUUGCGGAACUUAUGGACAAUGCAUUGGAUGAGUUUGGCAAUGGAGCUACGUUUGUUAACAUAGAUAUGGUUGAAAGUAAGAAGGAUCGCAGCAGAAUGCUUUUGAUUGAAGAUAAUGGCGGUGGAAUGGAUCCAGAUAAAAUGCGACAAUGCAUGUCCUUGGGUUAUUCUGCAAAAAGCAAAGUGGCGAACACCAUUGGACAAUAUGGCAAUGGAUUUAAGACAAGUACCAUGAGGCUUGGAGCAGAUGUCAUUGUGUUUUCACGUUGUCCAGGAAAAGAUGGAAAAAGUCCUACACAGAGCAUUGGAUUGCUAUCAUACACUUUUUUGAGGAGCACGGGGAAAGAAGAUAUUGUGGUGCCCAUGCUUGACUUUCAAAGAAAGGGGCGGGAAUGGAGCAGGAUGAUACGUUACUCUGCUAGUGAUUGGAAUAGAAAUGUAGAGACGAUAGUUUGUUGGUCUCCAUUUUCCAGCGAGGCAGACCUUCUUCGUCAGUUUAAUCUUAUGUCAGAUCAUGGGACGCGCAUAAUUAUAUACAAUCUUUGGGAGGAUGACCAGGGAUUGUUGGAACUUGAUUUUGACAGUGAUCCUCAUGAUAUCCAACUAAGAGGUGUCAAUCGAGAUGAGAAGCAUAUAAAAAUGGCGAAAGAGUUUCCCAAUUCCAGACAUUUCCUCACUUAUAGGCACUCAUUAAGGAAUUAUGCCUCAAUUCUCUAUCUCAGACUGCCUUCCAGCUUUCGAAUCAUUCUACGUGGGAAAGAUGUUGAGCACCACAAUAUAGUGAAUGAUAUGAUGCUAUCGCAGGAGGUAACAUAUCGGCCACAGCCUGGCGCAGAUGGUGUCCCAAAAGACACAAAUAUGACUGCUGUUGUCACUAUUGGCUUUGUGAAGGAUGCAAAGCAUCAUAUUGAUGUUCAAGGAUUCAACGUUUAUCACAAAAAUCGACUAAUUAAGCCAUUUUGGAGGCUUUGGAAUGCCGCAGGAAGUGAUGGACGUGGAGUAAUAGGUGUGUUGGAAGCUAAUUUUGUUGAGCCAGCUCAUGAUAAGCAAGGAUUUGAACGCACAACAGUUCUUGCAAGACUAGAAGCUCGAUUAGUACAAAUGCAAAAACAAUACUGGAGCACUUACUGUCACAAAAUUGGUUAUGCUCCAAGGCGAAAUAAGAAACUCAUAAAUGAGUUCUCAGAUAUAGAAACUUCUCCUGGCUAUCAACCACCCACAUCUUCUCAUUCUAAAAAGAAGUAUACUUCCUUGGGCAGUAAGAUAUCCCCUUCACAUUCAGACCAUGGGUAUGGCAAUGGGCAUGCCUCCAACAAAGUGAAUGUUAGAAUAAAUACCCCAACCAAAUUUGGAAAAAGCACCAUAUCGCCUGGACCAUCACCUCCUGCUCAGGAUGUUAGCAGUGAAGAUGAUGACUGUGUUGCUAUUCCUGUAAGAAAAGCAAAUGGGAGCACUCAAAGGACCACUCCUACCAACAAGUCUUUUGAGAAAGAUGGGUUGCAUACAACUCAGUCGUCUUCAUGCAUGGAAGAUUCUGGAUCUCAGCAUGAUUGCAUGUCUGGAGGGGGGACUGUUCAUACUGUCACAAGAUCCCAAACAAAGGUGGGUGAUGUUGAUAAGAUGGAUUGUGCCUUUUCAGAAUCCGAUGUGCUUGCCCUUGUUCAUUUGAAACAAGAGAAUCGUGAACUAAAAGAAAGAUUAGAGAAAUUGGAAGGAGAGACUCGAGGGGAGUACAGGAAUGGUUCUCAGUGUGAGAAGUGUAAAUCUCUUGAGAUACAGUUGCAGGAAGCGCAGCGAAAGCUUGAAGAAUUGAACAAGGAACAGGAAAGUCUGAUUGAUAUAUUCUCAGAGGAGAGGGUCAGGCGAGACCAGGAGGAGGAGAAUUUGAGAAAGAAGCUUAAGGAUGCAUCAAAUACCAUUCAAGAGUUGCUUGACAAGGUCAGGCUGUUGGAGAAGAUGAAAUCUCCUUAUCUCAAAGGACGUUGAGAGCUCUGUAUAUCAAUCUCUUCCACCAGCUAUAUCUUGUGCAGACUGAUCUUCCUCUAUUCAGUGUCUGGUCUUCAUCGUGGCCUUAAGCAGAGACAUAUUUGGGCUUUCAAACUCUGCUAACCACUGACCAUUCCUUUCUCCUGCACCUGGCCCUGGUAUCCUUCUCUCUCUUUGCAGCAAUUGCUUGCAAAGCUGUAUUUUUGGUGUUGGCUACCAAAUUUUGUUCAGGCUCAUGUCCUCCGAUUUGAUGAAAUCGGGGAGGAGAAGAGCUUCAUUUAUGGUUGUGAGAGGUCCCAUAUCUUAGCUGUAGUCAGUGCUGCAUUGAUUGAGUUUUGUAAAUAAUGUAUACAAGUCUUCAUGCAUCCCCUGUUAAUUGAGUUUGGACAAUCACAAUGGUAGACCAGUCACUUGCCAUAUUAA